AUGUCAACAGUAGUUAUGUACAAAAUUUUUUUCCUCUCCCUCCUUCUAUUUGCCCACCCUUCGCACAUAAGUAUAAUUUUUUACCCCGCGGGCAGAAAGACUUACUUGGUGGCUGCAAAAUAAAACAUGCGUUUACUUUUUUACUACUUUCUGAAGAUUUCUUAUAUGUAACUAGUUUUGAUGUUGUCUGUGUAAUACGAUUCUUAAAAUAAACAAUGAUCAGUUUCCGUUCUCAAUAGCUAAGUGUACCACAUAUUGUGUACAGUUAAAUGAUUAACUUGUUUAGCGAAUUUAAAUAUAUGUUACCAAGUUUGUGUACUUAACACUUUAUUACCUAGGGAAGAGGCUUUAUUUCCCAACAUAAUAUGCAACAAGACAUUUAGACAAAGGAAUAUUUUAAACAUGCUUAAGCAAAAUCGCACAGCGCAGAAACUUCACAUGUGUGAUUUAUGUAACAAAUCAUUUAGACUGAAAAGUCAUUUAAAGGAACAUUUGCUUAUUCACACAGGAGAGAAACCUCAUAUGUGUGAUGUAUGUAAACAAUCAUUUAGACUGAAAGGUCAUUUAAAGGAACAUAUGCGAAUUCACACAGGAGAAAAACCUCAUGUUUGUGAGGAAUGUAACAAGGCAUUUAGACAAAAGAGUAAAUUAAAGAUUCAUAUGUUUACUCAUACUGGAGAGAAACUUUAUGUGUGUCGAGUGUGUAGUAAGCCAUUUCUACAAAAGGAUAAAUUAAACAUACAUAUGCGUAUUCACACAGAAGAGAAACCUCAUUUGUGUGAGGUAUGCCACAAAUCAUUUGCACUAAAAGGUAAUUUAAAGAUGCAUACGCUUAUUCACACUGGGGAGAAACCUCAUGUGUGUAAUGUAUGUAACCAGUCAUUUAAGCUGAAAGGUAAUUUAAAGGAACAUAUGCGUAUUCACACAGGAAAGAAACCUUAUGUGUGUGAGACAUGUUCUAAGUCAUUUAGUCAAAUUGGUGCUUUAAACAAGCAUAUGUUUAUUCACACAGGAGUGAAAUCUUAUCUGUGUGAAGUUUGUAACAAACAAUUUAGAGAGAAAGAUAAAUUAAACAUGCAUAUGCUUAUUCACACUGGAGAAAAGCCUUAUACAUGUCAAAUAUGUAACAGAUCAUUUAGGAAAAAGGGUAACUUAAACAUGCAUGUGCUUCUUCAUACUGGAGAAAAACCAUAUGUAUGCGAGGUAUGUAACAAAUCAUUUAGGCAAAAGAAUCAUGUAAACUCGCAUAUGCUUAUUCACAGAGAUGAGAAAUCUCACAUGUGUAAUAUGUGUAACCAGUCUUUUAAACUAAAGGGUAAUUUAAAGAAGCAUAUGCUUAUUCACACAAGAGAGAAACCAUAUGAGUUAUCUGUCUAACAGAUCAUUUAUUUGGUUGGAAGAAGAAUUUCAAGAAACAGGUGAAUGAUUUGGUUUGAAAUGUACGCCAAGCAGAUCUCGGCUACUGAGCCAAAUUAUUAAUCUCACAAAUUUAUGCUUACAUGAUUGUUUUUCCACAACGAGGUAUUUUAUUUAGUGCUUAAGUGAAAUUAAGAAUCAGAAUUUUUAAGUAAAAAUCUCCACAUAUUU
Messenger RNA from Stegodyphus dumicola, 1587 nucleotides. RefSeq lists its product as uncharacterized. Lineage: Eukaryota; Metazoa; Arthropoda; Arachnida; Araneae; Eresidae. Gene Ontology annotation, molecular function: RNA polymerase II transcription regulatory region sequence-specific DNA binding; DNA-binding transcription factor activity, RNA polymerase II-specific. The record is from RefSeq and is a predicted model, not a curated record. Gene Ontology annotation, cellular component: nucleus. Gene Ontology annotation, biological process: regulation of transcription by RNA polymerase II.